Molecule: messenger RNA, 369 nt
Organism: Hyalella azteca
Lineage: Eukaryota; Metazoa; Arthropoda; Malacostraca; Amphipoda; Hyalellidae
Exons: 2
Coding region: 1-369 (122 amino acids)
Source: RefSeq, a predicted model, not a curated record
AUGAACUGCGUGAAAAGCGUGAACAGCGUGAACAACGUGAACAGCGUGAACACCGUGAACAGCGUGAACACCGUAAACAGCGUGAACAGCGUGAAAACCGUAAACAGCGUGAACAGCGUGAACAGCGUGAACUGCGUGAAAAGCGUGAACAGCGUGAACAACGUGAACAGCGUGAACACCGUGAACAGCGUGAACAGCGUGAACAGCGUGAACAGCGUGAACACCGUGAACAGCGUGAACAGCGUGAACACCGUGAACACCGUGAACACCGUGACCAGCGUGAACAGCGUGAAUAGCGUGAACAGCGUGAACAGCGUGAACAGCGUGAACACCCAACGGAGUGUGAAACAUGUUUGUAACGGAGUGUGA